This is a messenger RNA of Trichogramma pretiosum, 1937 nucleotides long. RefSeq names its product ell-associated factor Eaf (gene Eaf). Bases 544 to 1491 code for a protein of 315 amino acids. NCBI's taxonomy places the organism in Eukaryota, Metazoa, Arthropoda, Insecta, Hymenoptera, Trichogrammatidae. The record is from RefSeq and is a predicted model, not a curated record. Gene Ontology annotation, biological process: regulation of transcription elongation by RNA polymerase II; positive regulation of DNA-templated transcription. The transcript has 3 exons. Gene Ontology annotation, molecular function: transcription elongation factor activity. Gene Ontology annotation, cellular component: super elongation complex.
GACUUUCGUAGCAGCAGCACAGCAUAUAUAUACAUCGCGUUAUAUACAGUCAGCAGCGCCUGCUUACGUUUCAAACGGCGGUUCAAUGUUUUGUCAUAAGUCAGCUUCUGCUCCAGUGACCCUUGAGUAGUGCGCAAAGUAGUGCACGUGUUUAGGAGGCAAACAGCUGUUCGCGAAAUCGCGGGUGGACGAGUGCAGCGUGUUGUCGUGCGCGAGCCCCCCUUCAAGAUCAUGGAAGAAUAGUCGUCGUCGUCGUCGUCUUAGCCCCGAGUCUCGCGGAUAUUUUAUCCCGUCCAGUCGUGGUGUUUUUCGGUGCAUCGGGGGAACCUCGAGGCGUGCGUGAAAGUCGCACUAUACGCUUGCUUGCAACAUCUGUGUAAGUGUGCGUGUGGCUAUAACCUUAAAAGAAAAAAAAGAGCGAGAGAGAGAGAGAGAGAGAGACUUGCCUUCGCGCACCGAGUGUCCGAUCGUGCCCCCCGUGCGUGUGUGUGUCUUGUCUGUGGAGGCCUGGGUACAAGGUGUUUUAAAUAAACAAAGGUAAUAAUGGAUUAUGAUGGUGACUACGAUGAAGAAUUUGACGUGGUAAAAGAGCUCGGCCUGCCACCAGGAGUCUACGAUCUCAAGAUCGGCAAGUCGUUCUUCCACGAGACUGGCUUUCACACGCUCAAAUAUGAUUUCAAGCCAGCCAGCGUCGACGAGUCCCAAAGUGCCAGCAUAUACGUAGGAAAAAAUAAUAAACUGACAGUUACUGUGCCGAAUCCAGACGACCAUGCCUCCAACACAGUGUACAAAGGUUCAGUCGAUGAUUGCGAUGACGACUGGGUGUUUGUUAUUGAUAGCGAAACCAGAGAAAUAACUCUAGAACAAUUAACCUCUAAUAUAGUAGUAAAAAAAACUAGGUCAGAUUUAGAAACAAUAAAUUCAGAUGUUAGGAAUGGAGGUGAUUCUGUGCCAAAUCAAAAUUCUGGUGAUUUAGAAUUAGAAGAGAAGAGAAGCCCAGUAAAUCGAAAUCAAUCCAGUCCUAAACAUAAAUUCAGAAUUAAUCCCACAAGUCGCAAUAAAAGUACAACCAAGGUUGUAUCUGAACAUAAAAAGAAGCCAAGUAAUGAUGUAUACCCAAGGAACAAUCGUGCCCCAGUCAAACCAAACAGUCCAACAAUGCCCACAAAUGAUGUUUUAUUGCCUUCUCCACAAGUACCAUUUGGAAGCCUUCCUAUGAUAGGGGAUGAUUUUACAAUGAAUACAAUAAGACCACCAUCACCUGCGUCACCUGUGCACGAAAACAAUUACAAUAAUGAUAUUAAUAAUGUAGGUACAAUGAGUGAUUCUAGUUCUAGUAGCAGCGCUAGCUCUUAUACUUCAGACAGUGAUUCUGAGCCUGAAAAGACUUUUAAACCUGAUAGAGUCAAUCACAAUGAUAAAACAAAAAUAGCUGAUAAUUAUUUACUAACUGAAGACUUACAAUUAUCAUCUGAAUCAGAUAGUGAUUGAAAAUUGUUUUACACUCUUCCAGUUUGAAAGUGGAACAAAUUUUUAAAAUAUAAUAAUAUAUUUUUGUUAGUAAAUGACAUAUUUUUGUUAUAAAGUGUUUGCAGUUGCCUUAGCAGUAUGAGAGAAGUGAAAAUACUUAAUAUGCAUAAUAAUUUUUGAAGAUCUUUUAUUUAUCAAGAAAUUUAUAUGUAUAUAUUUAUAGAUAUUUAUUAUAAAACUUGAAUAUUUGUAAAUAAUAUGUACUUGUUAUAAUGAUAAGCAUGGAUGAUUGAUUUUGUCAUUACUUUUGUGCCUUCUACGUACAAAGAAUAAGAAUAAGUCUUAGGGAAAAUUUUUAAAUAUUGCCAUGUAAAUUGUACUCAUGUACAUAUGAGAUGUUUUGACUAAUAUUCAGUUUAUUUGAAUUGUUAAUAAAUUUAUAAUUUUCAAUUUACAAAUGAACCACA